UGGCCAUUACGUUAUGCUUACUCCAUACACACUGGUAGCCGGAGAGAGGGAAGACGUAAUGGUUUGAUUCCGUGUGCACUUGCAAUGGUCGUCGUUCUGACAUUACUCGGCAAAUUCCUCAGACGAGAGGUGCAAUGAAGGCAGGAGCAUCGUCCAUGUGGGCGUCAUGCUGCGGGCUGUUGAACGAGGUGAUGGGCACGGGCACGGUGCGGGCCCAGCAGCCGGGGUUUGGAGCAGGCGCGGGGCCCUUUCGCUUCGCCCCCAGUGCUGGGUACUCCACCUACCCCCCCACCAGCUCAGGGAGCGCCGGGCAGCUGUGCAAGGCCUGCGGACUGGCCUUCUCGGUCUUCAGACGCAAGCACAUCUGCUGUGACUGUAAGAAGAGCUUCUGCGCUCUGUGCUCGGUGCUGCAGGAGAACCUGCGCUGCUGCACGACCUGCCACCUCCUGCGCAGCACGGCCUUCCAGCGGCCUCGGCUCAUGCAGCUCAGGGUGAAGGACCUGCGCCAGUAUCUGCUGCUGCGCAACAUACCGACCGACACAUGCAGGGAGAAGGAGGACCUGGUGGACCUGGUGCUCUGUCACCAGGGUGCGAGACAGGGCGCGAGGCAGACCCCGAGACCGGUGAUGGAGGAGGAUGAGGAGGAUGAAGAGGAGGAGGAGGAGGAGGAGGAGGAUACACAUGAGGAGGAGGAGGAGGAAGAUGAAGAGGAGGAAGAUGAAGGGGGAGAUGACACAGACAGCCUGCACUCGCUCCCGCACUCACGUGCCGCCUCGCCCCCUUCCGCAACGCGCUCCACCUCUGAACAGUCGGUCCUGUCCGCCUCUCAGGGAGACGUGCUCAGCCCAAGUGACAGCUCAGGGACCACCAGCCAGGAGCAUGAUGAUACUCCAACAGCAUCCCUCUUGAACCUGGAGCCCACGGAAAGUCUCAUAGAGGUCAGUCCGGCGACACAAAGGAGGAUCAGAGCCUCGCUGUCGGAUCUCGACAACGAAGAGGCGAUAGAAAACCUGUCCGUCCGCCAGCUGAAAGAGAUUCUCGCCAGGAACUUUGUCAAUUACUCUGGCUGCUGCGAGAAGUGGGAGCUGCUGGAGCGAGUGCAUCGACUCUACAGAGAAAACGAGCAGAACAGGAAGUCAAUGGAAAAUGUCAACAUAACUGCAGUGGUUGCAUAUCCUCCACCUCUCUGCAACAGUGGAGUUGGAGAUGGCGUCAAAGCUCAGCUGGCGGCUGAUGAAAACCUGUGUCGCAUCUGCAUGGAUGCCAUCAUUGACUGUGUGUUACUGGAAUGUGGUCACAUGGUAACUUGCACCAAAUGCGGAAAGAGGAUGAGCGAGUGCCCCAUCUGCAGGCAGUAUGUUGUGCGGGCCGUGCAUGUCUUCAAGUCUUAAAACUCAGUGUGAGCGUGGGUGAGUGGGUGAAUGUCGGCGCGGCUCUCAGGCGUGGCCCGAGCCCUGAAUUUAUCACUGAGAAUGAACUGCUGUGCAUGACGUCUCACAGGGCCUAAUGCUGCAGCAGGCGUGAGCAACUUCUCGGUCUUGAAAACCAGACUGUUGUAUCUGGCCUACCACGGUUUGCCCCCCUGCCCUCCUUACUAACUUAUGUUCCAGUCCCCCUUUCUCCACCCUGGUGGACCGGCAUCGGCUACAUCGGGACUUUCAUUUUCUCUGUCUUUGGUCGUAAAACACACAGCAGAAGCCCCUGCCAUCACGUUGUACUCGCCAGUGUCUGUUUAGAUUCGACCCACAAGAGAGGAGUGGGCAGGAGGUGGUCCUGCGGGUACUUGAAGUGGACCGCCUUGUUAUUUGUGGGGAAGAGAAGCAGUUAAAAUAUAAGAUCCCAGGGUUUGAGUCAGUAUGGUUUACACAGUCAUGCCACAUGGCAUUGUGUCAUUCUCCUUCAGUGUUGUUUUCUUUGUUUCUUUGUUUCUUUUUAGGAUGUGCAAUAUCAGA
Molecule: messenger RNA, 1952 nt
Organism: Pundamilia nyererei
Lineage: Eukaryota; Metazoa; Chordata; Actinopteri; Cichliformes; Cichlidae
Gene: rnf34b
Product: ring finger protein 34b
Exons: 8
Coding region: 135-1391 (418 amino acids)
Biological process (GO): protein K48-linked ubiquitination; proteasome-mediated ubiquitin-dependent protein catabolic process; negative regulation of extrinsic apoptotic signaling pathway via death domain receptors
Cellular component (GO): cytoplasm; plasma membrane
Molecular function (GO): ubiquitin protein ligase activity
Source: RefSeq, a predicted model, not a curated record